Peromyscus californicus insignis is the source of this 4171-nucleotide messenger RNA. It is a transcript of the gene Wnt9b, whose product is annotated as Wnt family member 9B. Bases 30 to 1109 code for a protein of 359 amino acids. Gene Ontology annotation, cellular component: extracellular region. The transcript is spliced from 4 exons. Gene Ontology annotation, biological process: multicellular organism development; canonical Wnt signaling pathway; neuron differentiation. NCBI's taxonomy places the organism in Eukaryota, Metazoa, Chordata, Mammalia, Rodentia, Cricetidae. The record is from RefSeq and is a predicted model, not a curated record. Gene Ontology annotation, molecular function: cytokine activity; frizzled binding.
GAUGCAAGAGUGCACCCGCAGUCGGCAUCAUGCGCCCCGCGCCCGCGCUGGCCCUGGCCGCUCUCUGCCUGCUGGCGCUGCCCGCCGCCGCCGCCGCCGCCACCUACUUCGGCCUGACAGGGCGUGAUGUCCUGACACCCUUCCCGGGCCUGGGCACAGCGGCAGCCCCGGCCCAGGCUGGUGCCCACCUGAAGCAGUGUGACCUGCUGAAGCUGUCCCGGAGGCAGAAGCAGCUCUGCAGGAGGGAGCCUGGCCUGGCUGAGACCCUGAGGGACGCGGCACACCUGGGGCUGCUGGAAUGCCAGUUCCAGUUCAGGCAGGAGCGCUGGAACUGCAGCCUGGAGGGGAGGACCGGCCUGCUCCAGAGAGGCUUCAAGGAGACAGCCUUCCUGUAUGCGGUGUCUGCAGCUGCCCUCACGCAUGCGCUGGCCCGGGCCUGCAGUGCUGGGCGCAUGGAGCGCUGCACCUGUGAUGACUCUCCAGGCCUGGAGAGCCGGCAGGCCUGGCAGUGGGGCGUGUGUGGUGACAACCUCAAGUACAGCACCAAGUUCCUAAGCAACUUCCUGGGGCCCAAGAGAGGAAGCAAGGACCUGCGAGCCCGAGCCGACGCCCACAACACCCAUGUGGGCAUCAAGGCUGUGAAGAGUGGUCUGAGAACAACCUGUAAGUGCCACGGUGUGUCGGGCUCCUGUGCCGUGCGUACCUGUUGGAAACAGCUGUCCCCGUUUCGUGAGACCGGCCAGGUGCUGAAGCUACGCUACGACACCGCCGUCAAGGUAUCCAGUGCCACCAAUGAGGCUUUGGGCCGUCUGGAGCUAUGGGCGCCUGCUAAGCCAGGUGGGCCCGCUAAGGGCCUGGCACCUCGCCCCGGGGAUCUGGUCUACAUGGAAGACUCUCCCAGCUUCUGCCGGCCCAGCAAGUACUCCCCAGGCACGGCGGGCAGGGUGUGUUCUCGGGACGCAAGCUGCAGCAGCCUCUGCUGCGGGCGAGGCUACGACACCCAGAGCCGCAUGGUGGCUUUCUCCUGCCACUGCCAGGUGCAGUGGUGCUGCUAUGUGGAGUGCCAGCAGUGCGCGCAGCAGGAGCUUGUGUACACCUGCAAGCGCUAGGCCUCCACCAGCUGAGACGGUGGUACUGCCGGGGCUCCCACCGUGCACGACUCCGGCAAGCACUUACCUGCCGAUGUACACGCCACGCAGCACGAGGGGGUGCCACUCGCCUUCUGCCUUCUUCCCCAUUCAGCAGAGAGAAACAAAGCCCUGCCUCUGAGUCCCAGGAUCACCAAUCUGGUUGAGGACUUGGAGCAGCAAACAGACUGAGGAGAAGAGAGGGAAAUAUAUGAGGAUCAGGGUAGGGCAGGAACGAUGCUAUACCGGAAGAGAGAAAGAAACACCUUCCUGUCUCAAGGCCAACAAAAGCUGGGAGAAUAUGGAAGAGGAAGUUCCGCAGAACCAGCUAGAGUGCGUGCAUGCGUGCUUGUGUGCGUGUAGCAUCCAACUGAGCAUGGCCAAUUUGUGUGGCCCCACUCUGAUGGCAGAGAGCUCUGGGUACCACAUGCCUGUCCUGCUUUUGGUGGCGGGGGGGGCCGCUUUGCGCACUGGAGACUGUUCAGAAUGUUUAUUGGGAGCAAGGAGAGCUUUUUAGGUGUGGGUGGAUCAGGUCACAGAGCCCAUGCCCUGAAGUCUUUGCUAAGCCUGCCUCCUCAGUGGUCCCGUUCCUUUACUAAUGCCCCCUUCACUUGGGCUCCUACCAGAGGAACAGAAUGACUACUGAUGGAUCAAGUGGCCAUUUUUAAUGUCCCCCACCGAGGCCCCCUGUGAAGGAAGAGAAACCAGUGCACAGGUACAGGCCUAUACUGAUGCACACACACACACAGCCUGGCCAGGCACAGGCUCCCCAUGAAGCCGCGCACGUCUCUCCAGCCCAGGACAAAGACCUCACUGGGGUCACUCUGCUGGAGGCUGUAUGCUUCCCCAGAGCAGAGCCCAAGGCCAGCCAGGAGGAAGUGACCUCUUUUGGGAAGCCUGCGGCCACUUGGCUGGCUGUACUGAGUCCUCCUAUAAGCUUCCUUCUGUUCUGAACCCUGUCGGGGUUACUAUCCCUCUACGGGAACAGGAAGCUUCGGAAUCAGUGGGUGCUCAGCAGACAUCACCCACACCAGCUCCAGGAAGGAGGCUAUAUGGCCCAGAGGGGCCACCCUAUCUUCGGUGGCUCAGGCCAGCGUGAGGAUGCUGGAAGGAUCUUUGAUGGCAGAAGCUCCAAGAAGGACCUGAGACCCUUCCCUGGAAUGACUUUGCUGACUAACGAAAGAAGCCCGCCCACAGCUUGGCAGGAGGGGAAACACAGACUGAAGGCUGGUUUUCCACUUCCCUACUGAAGGUUGACUUGUUCCUUGAUAACCUGAGGCAUCCUUCUCCCCUGUGAGCCCUACUCCUGCUCUCCCUGGAGGCUACACAGGCAAGAAGGGAUUCCCAAAACAACUUGGGGACCAGAACCCUCUGACCUACCACCAUACCACCUGGUCAGGAGGGCUGGGGGUGCAGAAGGGUCAAAGUCGGACUUGAAGCCUAGGCUGUGGCUGGCCAUUAACCCUGGUGCCCCAGGGCACCCUCAGUCUGGCCCUCUCCCUCCCUUCUCUUUCUCCAAGGUCUGUCUUUUCCUAUUCCCCCUAAAAUCCCACCGCAGUCCUGCUGGGGCCCCUCAGACUGGAACUUUAAGGGAGAUGUUCACAGGGUAUUUCUGCCUACCUCAUACAUAUAGUUGUUAGGAAAUAAUUUAUAUAGCUAAGAUAUAUGGGAAAGUAUUUAUGUUAUUUAUAUAGCUUCUCUGUUUCUUGGGCACCAUUAUGUGGGGUUCACGUGUUUACCCAGAAGCCUCUGGGGAAACACAGCUGGGUCUGCCAGGGGCACUCGAGGAGCUGGAUACCAGGUAGCUGAGGGUGGUCACAGCUCCUUGUGUCUCAUGGAAGUCUGUUCUGGAGCUCUGGAGCACACGUCCCUCCUGAGGUGACCCCUUGAGACUGAGCAGAAUCUUUCUUGUGAAGUCUGCAGAUUUUCUGUCUCUGGGCCCCAGGGGCAUUUCUGCUCUGUCCGAAGGGUUUUUCUCCUAAAGGACAAAAAGGAUGGGCACUUUCCAUUUUUAGAAACACUUUUCUCUUUACUUUCCCUUGAUUUCCUCAUUUUCCCUGUGUGGUUAGGUUAGGUGAGGCCAAACUACUGUACCCAUUUUCCAGUUUUGACCCAGAGACGGAGGCCUGUGCUCAAAGUCACACAGAAGAGAAGAGUGAGGGAAUAUUGACUUGAACAUGUCCCAGGAACUGGGGCAGUGGACCUACUCUAAACCUGAGAGCCAAAGCCAUCAGUCUCCCUCCGAACCUAGAAACUAAGGGAGGUCCUUGCUGUGUGUGACCCUGGCCUCCCCUUGGAUGACAUGCUAGUUUCUCCAGCAAGCAGAGUCUCAUGUCUCAGGACUGGGACUUCCUGAGAAGCCCGGAGAGGCAAAGACUCCAUGGAGGUCACUCUUGGGAGUCCUGCAGCCCACCUCACCCAAGAUGACCAGGCUACAGCACCCAGCCCGUGGGUGAGUUUUGUUUGCUUUCUUUUGUUUUUAAAAAUGAAUUGUUUCCCACUGGAUUUCUAAUUUUUUUUCUUUGAAAAUCAGUUGCACUGGCAAAUGGGACUUAUAUCCUGACCUGGCUGCACUGGGAGCCACACCAGACAGAAGGCAUGGGGCUCCCCAACUGGCCCAGUGUCCCCUGCCCUUUCUCAAGUCAUAUAUGCUCCCAUCUGGCUUUUGUGGGCAUGCAGAGCAUGGCCCCUGGCCUAGACAAAGUCAGCUGUUCCUGCACCCUAGUUGUCUAACAGGCGGAUGACCGCAGACUAUGCCAGCCCUGAAGAUCAUGUCUUGCCCUCCAGUGUCCUCUCUCAAUGACCAUGAACUUCCAAUGCUUCCUGUCUGAGCACAUAGGAGAAGCGCUACAGAAGCCCUUCUUUGUCAAGUGCUGCCACACAUCCAUCUCACCUCCAGCGAUUAUUUAGGGAGCUCCUAAUGAAUGCCAGGGAGACACUCUGGCUGGUAGGAUGCCGCAGUGCUUCAGAGCAAAUCCCAGCCUCAUGGGGCUGACGUGCUGGAGAGCAGAAAGCUGGCAAGCCAAUAAACUAUGCGCUAGUUA